ACAGUGACAUAAAUAAGUUUGUCAUUGUCUAAUGUCUAUCUUUUUUUGAUUAUUGGAAUUUUAUCGGAACAAAGGGAUCUUUAAACCGGCAUCUAUAUUUUGCUUAAAUUAUGGAAGGAAUUCAGGUCAUAACUCAAGAUUUUAUAAAUGUUCAAAUAACAAAAUCGGACAGCGACGAUGCAGCUCCGGUGGAACGCAGAUUUAAAAAAGGAAUUGCAAUACAUGAAUUUAAGACUAAAUUGGAGCUUCUAACUGGUGGCUCAGCUUCAACAAUGAAACUUAAAGUUUAUGACAGCAAAAAUAAUUUUGUGUGUGACAUAAACAAUGAUGAUGCCUUGCUGGGUUCUUACCCAAUUGAUGAUGGGAUGCGGAUACAUGUCACAGAUAAUUUCACCUUGUUUAAAGAUUUUGCAGAUGCUGAUAGUGCAGAAAGAUUCCGUUUGUCGGAAGAAGAAUAUGAAAAAAAAGGUGAUACUCUGCGUUCAUUUCUCCAACGUAACAAACUUGGCAAAUACAAUGAAGAAGAAACAAACAAAAUGAAAGAGCAACAGCAAAAGGAAGUCGAGGAAGAAGCUAAGUUAGCGGAAGCAGUUCUGGUGGGAGCGCGCUGCGAGGUGCGAGUGCCGGCGCAGGGCACGCGCCGCGCCACCGUGCGCUACAACGGGCCGCUGGACAACGCACGCGGACUGUGGAUCGGCGUGCAGUACGACGAGCCGCGCGGGAAGAACGAUGGCUCGGUCAAUGGCAAGAGGUAUUUCACAUGCCCACCUAAAUAUGGAGGUUUCGUCAAACCAAUGUAUGUCACUGUGGGGGACUUUCCAGUGGAGGAGUUUGACUUGGAAGAUGAGAUAUGAACACUUCGAGCACAAGAAAAGAGAAUAAUGGUCUAAAUUAUUCAUCAGUGGCAUUAUACUAACGUUUUGAGACCAACCUGAGUAUUCAUAUAAUUGCUUUUUGAUCAUAUUUUUAAUUACAUAAAAACAUAUAAUAUUAUAUAUUUCUAAUAUUACACAAUUCACAUUUAGAAUUACAAUGUAAUAAUAAAUGUUAGGUGAAUACAAUUGGUCUACAAUGCCACAGAUGAAAUGCAAUUAUUUUUAUAUUAUACAUACUUAUGUAGGUUGCUUAAACAUAAUCAUAGAUUUAGUAAAUGUAUAAUUAUUGCCUAAUUUAUGCUUUUUUACUGUUCGCUAGUGAGUUCAUUUUUAAGAACUUUACUUUUACAUUGCACAAUCAUGUUUUCAAAAA
Molecule: messenger RNA, 1248 nt
Organism: Vanessa tameamea
Lineage: Eukaryota; Metazoa; Arthropoda; Insecta; Lepidoptera; Nymphalidae
Gene: TBCB
Product: tubulin-folding cofactor B
Exons: 5
Coding region: 111-854 (247 amino acids)
Biological process (GO): post-chaperonin tubulin folding pathway; cytoplasmic microtubule organization; tubulin complex assembly
Cellular component (GO): microtubule plus-end; cytoplasm; nucleus
Molecular function (GO): alpha-tubulin binding; microtubule plus-end binding
Source: RefSeq, a predicted model, not a curated record